Ilex paraguariensis (yerba mate) is the source of this 2200-nucleotide messenger RNA. Lineage: Eukaryota; Viridiplantae; Streptophyta; Magnoliopsida; Aquifoliales; Aquifoliaceae. The record is from the annotation of a GenBank genome assembly.
AUGGCCCCAUCAAUUUCACCGCGUAUGGCCGACUCAUCCAACACUGCACCGACCACCUGCUGGUGUGAUGACAUGGCAUCGGCUAGGACUUUGUUUCAUUGGAUGCCUGAGCGAGAUCUGGUGACGUGGAACUCGAUGAUUUCUGGGUUUUCUCAAUGUGGGUUUCACGAGGAUUGCAAGAGAUUGUAUAAGGAAAUGUUGGCUUUGGAGUAUUUAAGACCAAAUGGGGUUACAGUAGUGAGUGUUUUACAGGCGUGUUCACAGUCGAAUGAUCUCGUGUUAGGGAUGGAAGUUCAUCGUUUUGUGAUUGAGAAUGAAAUUGAAAUGGAACUUUCGGUUUGUAACUCAAUUAUUGCUUUGUAUGCAAAAUGUGGUAGCUUGAAUUAUGCUAGAGAACUUUUUGAAGAGAUGAGUGAGAAGGAUGAAAUUACUUAUGGUGCAAUUAUUUCUGGAUACAUGGUUCAUGGAUUUGUUGACCAUGCUAUGAAACUUUUUAGGGAAAUGAAAAACCCUGUGUUGAGUACUUGGAAUGCUGUGAUUUCAGGUCAGGUUCAGAACAACCAUCACGAGGGAGUUUUAGAUUUAGUUCGUGAGAUGCAGGCAUUUGGAUGCAGACCGAAUACUGUAACGCUCUCAAGCAUUCUCCCUACAUUGUCAUAUUUUUCAAAUUUGAAAGGAGGCAAAGAAAUACAUGCGUACACCAUUAGAAAUAGCCAUGAUAAAAAUAUUUAUGUGGCAACUGCAAUUAUUGACACCUAUGCAAAAUUGGGACAUAUUAAUGGUGCACAAAGAGUUUUUGAACGGUCAAAAGAUAGGAGUGUGAUUGUUUGGACGGCAAUAAUUUCAGCUCAUGCAGCCCAUGGAGAUGCCAAAGCAGCACUUAGUCUGUUUGAUGAGAUGCUGGAUGACGGGACACAGCCAGACCCUGUCACAUUUACAGCCGUCUUGGCUGCUUGUGCUCAUUCUGGGCUGGUGAAAGAUGCUUGGACAAUAUUUGAGGCCAUAUUCCCAGAAUAUGGUAUUCCGCCCUCAGUUGAGCAUUAUGCUUGCAUGGUAGGAGUACUAAGCCGAGCUGGCAAGCUUUCUGAAGCAGUAGAAUUUAUUAAGCAAAUGCCAAUUGAACCAAGUGGCAAAGUUUGGGGUGCAUUGCUCAAUGGGGCUUCAGUUUCUGGUGAUGUUGAGCUUGGGAAGUUUGUUUGUGAUCAUUUGUUUGAGAUGGAACCUGAAAAUACAGGAAAUUACAUCAUCAUGGCAAAUUUAUAUUCAAGGGCUGGGAGAUGGCAAGAAGCUGAAAAUGUCAGGGAAAAGAUGAAGAGUAUUGGAUUGGAGAAAAUUCCAGGCAGUAGUUGGAUAGAAACAUUUGGAGGGGUUCAAAAGUUUAUAGCUAGAGACGUGUCAAAUGAAAGAGUUGAAGAAAUUUAUGGGAUGUUAGAGGGAUUACUUGAGAUAAUGAUAGAAGAAGGGUAUGUUUUCAUGGAUGAAUUUGAUGAGGAAAGUGUUUGUUACUGAUUACCAAAGUGGUCAAUGUUAUUGAAAUUGCAGAUGAAGGAUGGUGAGGGAGCAUUCAACCUUAAAGGCCCCUUAUUUCACACUGAUCUGUGGAUAUUGUACAACAACCUACCGUAAAGAAAUGCUUUUGGUUAGGAUUUGGAACUAUUAGAAGUGCCAUUCCAGACGGAAUUAAACUCACUGGAGUGGCCAAUGGUCCUGCGUGGAAUUCAGUUAGGACAUGCUUUGUUUUCCCUCAUUGAGAAGGUUAAUGAUUGUGGCCUGCGGGGACCAUCAACAUAGAGGUCGCCACUGUUAACACUCACUUGGGCACAAUCUUGGUCAUCUAUUUUGAUCACUUUGUUGAAGAGCCAUAAUUACAAAGUUUUGUAUCUUAAGUGAGUUUUCAAGAAACUGCCCAACUAGAUUCAUGAACUCCCAAAGCUCCAUCCAAGAGUGGCCAGACACGUAUUUCUUUGAUCAUCUGGAAAAUGAGAAAGGCAUCUCUGCACAUUGGAUGAUUGCAUUUGUCUUUUUGAAAAAUCUGGUAGCCCAUGUGUGCAAUUUUGCAAGUUCAGCUUAAUUACUGCUGCUGAUUAGCUGCUGCCUGGUUCGGACUAAUUGACUGGUUGGAUUACCACAUUCUGUCAAUAAAUUUUGUCUCAAGUAACAUUAUUGUCUUGUGUUUGUAUUAGGGACUCUUCAUAUUCUC